AUGAAAUCAAACAGGAGCCGUCUUCACCAUCAGCUGCUGAUAGUGGAGGCUCAAAGACCCGAAUCUAUCAGUUCUCCACGAAUACCUGCCAAAGCCCGUCAUGACUCUGACUCUGACGUGUCUCCGCCAAGGAAGUGUAAGUUACAUAAC
Cooperia oncophora is the source of this 150-nucleotide messenger RNA. NCBI's taxonomy places the organism in Eukaryota, Metazoa, Nematoda, Chromadorea, Rhabditida, Trichostrongylidae. The record is from the annotation of a GenBank genome assembly.